AUGGUGGUCGGUCCUUUGUCAACCGAUCCAGGUCCCGAUCCGGUGACCGUUCCGGGAGCCGCUCAAGGCGUGGAUCGAGGUCCCGGAGCCGUCAUCGGGCAUGUUCCCAUGGUGCGCCACGCGGGGCCCCCGCUAGAUCUGCAUCAAGGGGCUACUGCAGAUCCCCUUCCGGCUCCCGUCCCGGAUCCCGCUCAGGCUCCUGUUCCGGGCCCCGCCCCGGCACAACCGGGGCCCCCCAUCAACGAUCGGCGAGCCCUCCGGCGCCAUCAUCGGCAGGCAACGCCAGCAAGAAUAAGCGAGGCACCCUCACUUGGGCGGACAUCGUCCGAGCAAGAGGAAACGCUACAUCACAGGUAG
Molecule: messenger RNA, 357 nt
Organism: Dermacentor silvarum
Lineage: Eukaryota; Metazoa; Arthropoda; Arachnida; Ixodida; Ixodidae
Product: tetra-peptide repeat homeobox protein 1-like
Exons: 1
Coding region: 1-357 (118 amino acids)
Source: RefSeq, a predicted model, not a curated record